Molecule: messenger RNA, 926 nt
Organism: Cuscuta epithymum
Lineage: Eukaryota; Viridiplantae; Streptophyta; Magnoliopsida; Solanales; Convolvulaceae
Source: the annotation of a GenBank genome assembly
CCAGCAUUUAGCAUUCAUUCAAAAAGAAAAAAAUCAGAGCAAUGGCAACAACAGGUUCAUCUCAACUAGGAAUGUGGUCCUUGAUCAAGGACAUCGAUCACACAAAGACCACCUGGGCAAUCAGGGCUCGGGUAGUUAGGGCAUAUGAGGUUCCACCACACUCCAAAGGAGGGGAGAGUCUGGAAAUGGUUUUGCAUGAUACAGAGGGUGAUCGGAUCCAUGCCAUCAUCAAGAGGCCGCAGAUAGCGCUGUACAAGUCGAUGAUAAUGGAGAACAAAGUUUAUGCCAUAAGAAACUUUUUGGUGCUUGACAAUUACCAAACAGUGAAGACUACAAGUCACCCUUACAUUAUUCAGUUCAUCUCAAGAACUCAGUUUAGGGAAGAUACAAGGACAGAACUGCCGAUGAUGGUCUAUGAUUUUCAGCCUUUUGACAUGUUGCACGCCCAGAGGGUUGUCAAUGACAAAACUCUGAUUGAUGUUAUUGGGAAGGUCCUGUCUAAGAGCCCUAUUCAGACACAUAUAAUCAACGGGAGGACUGAUAGGCUAAUGGAGCUGACUUUGACAGACCCAGAGUAAGUUUUUGAAAACAUAAAUGGUUUUUGGCCGAGAAGAAAGACAUUUGCUUAUUGACUGAAACUUUUCUAAUCCACAGGGGUAACAGGUUGGGCGCUGUGUUGUGGAACAAGUAUAUUAAUCAAUAUCUGGACUACGUGAAUGCUAAUGAAGGAGUGCCUGUGUUUGUGGUUUUUCAGCUAUGUAGACCAAAAAGAUAUCAAGGGGUCUUGACUGUGAAUUCAUCCUUUGAUGUGUCAAAGCUAAUCAUUAAUGGCAACACUACUGAGUUCAUCGAGUUCCAAAGCGAGUUUCCUGCAGACGGUGAUGAGACCUUGACUCAAACCUGCAUAACACAGUGUUCACAGAUGG